AUGGCUCCAAGAUUGCUCGUCGUUCUUCCAGUGGUGCUGCUUGGUUUGGCCUUCCAGGCCAUUCUCCGGCCACCACAUACAAAACGUUGCGGCUCGGUAGGUGGACCUCCGGUGACAUCUCCCAGGAUCAAGCUCAGGGAUGGGAGGUACCUCGCAUACCGGGAAGACGGUGUGCAGAGAGACAAGGCCAAGUACAAGAUCAUCACAGUGCAUGCAUUUGAUAGCACCAAGGACUUCCCCUCGCCUGUUUCCAAGGAGCUCGUGGAAGAACUGGAAAUUUACCUACUUGCAUUUGAUAGAGCAGGGUACGGGGAAAGUGACCCAAACCCCGGUCGGAGUGUCAAAAGUGAAGCCUUGGAUGUAGAGGAGCUCGCCGACCAGCUGGAGCUUGGACAGAAGUUCCAUGUCUUGGGUGUCUCCAUGGGAGGAUACACAGUUUGGGGUUGCCUCCAGCUCGCAGGAGCCGCGCUAGUUGUACCAGUUAUCAAUUACUGGUGGCCUUCUUUCCCGCCAGAGGUGUCCAGGCAGGCUUUCAAGAAGCUCAUUGUACCAGAGCAGAGGACCCUCUGGAUCGCACACAAUGCACCUUACUUUUUAUACUUGUGGAUGACCCAGAAAUGGCUCCCUUCUUCUGCGGCAGCCAUGCAUCAUCCUGAAAUAUUUAGCGACCAUGAUAUGGAGGUGAUUCAGAAAAUGAUGGCAAUGCCGAGAACCAUUGAGAAUAAAUCAAGGCAGCAAGGAAUUUAUGAAUCAAUCCAUCGAGAUUUACUUGUUGCUUUUGGGAAUUGGGAGUUCGAUCCAAUGAAUAUUACAAAUCCAUUUCCUACAAAUGAGGGUUCUGUACACAUCUGGCAAGGAUAUGAAGAUAGGUUGGUGCUGGUUGAGCUGCAGCGGUACCUUUCAAAGAAGCUUCCAUGGAUCCAGUAUCAUGAAGUCCAAGAAGGUGGACAUAUGUUCAUGCUGGUGGGCGGAUGGACCGAUAAAAUUAUCAAGGCACUCUUGGUAGGAGAAGAGGCAUCACCUAUGUGA
Triticum turgidum subsp. durum (durum wheat) is the source of this 1029-nucleotide messenger RNA. The record is from the annotation of a GenBank genome assembly. Lineage: Eukaryota; Viridiplantae; Streptophyta; Magnoliopsida; Poales; Poaceae.